Solea senegalensis (Senegalese sole) is the source of this 5559-nucleotide messenger RNA. RefSeq names its product zinc finger protein 638-like. Bases 539 to 5353 code for a protein of 1604 amino acids. The transcript is spliced from 25 exons. Gene Ontology annotation, molecular function: mRNA binding; zinc ion binding. NCBI's taxonomy places the organism in Eukaryota, Metazoa, Chordata, Actinopteri, Pleuronectiformes, Soleidae. The record is from RefSeq and is a predicted model, not a curated record. Gene Ontology annotation, cellular component: nucleus. Gene Ontology annotation, biological process: regulation of RNA splicing.
AGUGAGGUAGUAGAAUAGUUAAUUUGCUGAUGGCGGAUUUUGGGCGCAGCAUCAGCCGCGUUCUGCUUCUCCGCUGCUGCAGAUCUACCUACUCGAAAUUUGUGACAACGUGCGGAAAGGGAACGACGACGGUCCACAUCGACUCUCCGUGAAAAGCCUCGCUGUGCACACAGACAGUUAUUCACACCUCGCCCCUUCGCUUCACUUGGAACCCAGCACAACCUUCUCCAUUGCCAACAUAAGCAGAGGGACCAAUUUCAUAUUUGGACCUGUAGCUGGUGCUGCUGCAGUAACAGCUCUCCAUUUGGCCCAGAUUGAGACUCGUGCCCGAAUUGCUCUCCAGCAGCUUGCCUCUCUUGCAACUCUAACUGUUGACAGCUGGCACAACAAUAAUAACAAUAACGGUUUUGGGGUGGCAAUACCUCAUCAACUGGCCCUCUUGAGUCUUCUCAAUAGACGAGAGGUGUCAGCUCCUGGGUUUCACUUGGAUAUAAACAACAAAACCCACAAAUCUAAAAGACUGAGUUUUCCUGCUGCCAUGUACCACCACCACUCCCACCACUCAAAUGGGCCCAGGCCUCACCAUCAGCCACAUCCAAAUCAGAAUCAGAAUCAGAAUCCUUCUGAUAUGAUGACACAGAUGGGCUUUCAAUUUCCUCGUCCCACACAGCUCCCGGAUGAGCUAGAGUCUGCCCUGGCUAUCCGGGGCGCCAGAGACAUGGACCAUCGCCUCAUCGACCACAUGAACCCAUCAAGCCAACACCACAGUCAAGGUUCAGGUCCUGGGAUCAGUCAACAUGGAACCUACGGCUCUGCACCACUCACCUCUGAAAAUCAGUCUGGCCACCAUCAAGGAGUAGACUGGUCAAACUACCAAGCUCCAUCAAAACUCUUUGCUACUCCCCCACCUGGUUCAAGUCAACAGCCAUCACGACACCAGGGACCUCAGCAGCAGCCUGGGGGCAGUCACUCUGGAUCAAGCAUAUCAAGCUGGAGUGCCAAUGUGAGUGACUCACCAUCGCCCCAAGGCCAACACCGUCAAGGUGUUAGAAGUGGUGGUGGUGGUGGAGAUGGUCACGUUUUGUACACUCCAGAGAGUGCAGGAAGCAUUUUGGCUAGUUUUGGACUUUCUAACGAGGACUUGGAAGUGCUGAGUCACUACCCUGACGAUCAGCUAACCCCAGAUACUUUACCUUUAAUAUUGCGUGACAUCCAAAUCAACAAGUCAGGCAAGCCAAAACCUGUGGCUUCUUCUUCCUCAUCACAGUUCUCACGCAGUAUCCAUGAUAUGCCUCUGCCUCCUCGCUCUUCGCCAGUGGCCCAUUCACGCUCCCCAGAUGUGCCAAGCCUUCUUACUGUUACACAGACGGCAGGUAAAGUCAUUGACUAUGGUCAUGCCAGUCGGGCAAAGGAUGAAAGUAGUACCAGAGAAACGUUCAAACGAGAGCAGCUCUCCAAUGAAAGAACAGUUAAAAUGUACCCAAAAGUGGAUAAAACUGAACGGCGACAAGUUCACUUGGAGCAAACUGAAUCUAGCAAACACGGAGACCGGGACUAUCGCAGGGCAAGCACUGAACAACACAAGAUCAGUCGAUCACCCGUGAGAGAAUUGCCACCAUCGUCCAAAUCUCGCAAUCUAGACAGAGAUUACAGGCACAACGGCCCCAAACCAAGGCCCUCAUCUGAAACUAGAAGUGACGAUUCCUCAAGACGAUCUGUCUCUUCUUCAUCUGGCACAAAACCACAUGGCAACGGCAGCAAGAAGUUACCGACUCCCACCAUGAUAGGUGAUUUCUCUGCUGUGUCUCCAAAGGUGUAUCCCCACACCUGCUCCCUGUGCCACAUUCAGUGUGAUCAGGAAAAGGACUGGCUUGAUCAUAUUAACACCGUUAAGCACACUGCUGCCUGCAGAGACCUGCGCAACAAGUACCCUUCCUGGAAACCCAAUACCCCAAGGCACAGUGAACAAUAUGGCGGCCAGGUUCACCGGGAUCCCAAACAUCCGUCUCCAUCCCACUCUGUAUCCCGAUCCCUCUCCGGCUCUCCGGGCCCAAGUCCUCCCCAUGGAAAACGCAGAGUGGGCCCCCAGGCCCCGGGGCCACAUGGAAAACCGUUCUCACCCCAUCGUCAGCCUCGCUACCACCAGUAUUCAGACCAUCAGUUGGAGCACCAAAACCCCCGUCGACCCUCCUCCUUCUCCAGAGAGCAUCGGGCUGAGAGGAGGGACAGGGAGUCAUCAGGCUUUUCCUUCCGGAGUGGAUUGAAGCGUCCACAUGGACAUUCUGCAAAGUUCUUCUCUGACACAUCUGAACGUCCAUUGUCCUUUAAAGCGGAUGACCACUCCAAACCAUUAAAGUCCUACUCCAAAAGAGGACCAAUGGGUUGGUUCAAGGUCAACAAAAGUGCAAACACAAGAGCUUCUGAUGCACCCGCUAAACCUUCACCUGCCAAAAAGAAGAAGAAAGCUGCGACUCCAACCUCUCAGGACUCCAUCGGAGAUCGUCUGGUUUAUCUCACGGGCAUCCCAAAAGAUGCCACGGAGCAGGAAGUUACCGACUUGGUCAGCUCCUUUGGCACAAUCAACAACGUGAUCCUCAUGCCCUGCUCCGAAGAAGAGAGCGAGAAGCCUGAAGGACAAAAGGCGUCUGUGUGCAUGGUGAAGGCAGAAGAUGCCCAGGCACUGGCUAACUCCACAAAUCUCUCUAUCAGGGAACAGCAAAUCACUGCGUCCACAGCCAAGAAACCUGAAGGAGGGCAGUCUUCUGAUGCCAGCAAACCUGCUACAGGACAGAAGAUGGCUGCUGCUGGAGUUGAGGCUGACCAGAAGAGUUCAGUUGAGAAAGGACUGGUGUUGAUCACUGGACUACCUGAGAGCGGCUGGUCGGAGAGCGACAUCGUUCUGCUGAUGGAGCCCUUUGGAACUCCCUUUGACAUCAUUGUGACUUCACAGAUUGGAAAGGCGCUGGUGUCGGUGUCUGACGUGGAUGUUGCUGAAGCAAUGGUCAAAGGCAACACGUCCACCCCUGCAAAGGUCAAAGACUCUGAGCUGGAGAUGAUCCAUGUGAAACAGCACAUUGGCCUCAACACACCGGUGGCGCUCUACAAUCUGCUGAUGGGAUCAUCAGACACUGCAGAAAGUUCUGAUAAAGUCAGCUGGAGCAGCCUGUUGGUGAUCAGGAAUGUCCCAAACUCGCCCUCAUGCUCCUCUGAGGUCCAGAAACUGGUGCGACGCUUUGGCACCGUCAUCAAGACCCUCGUGCUCAACAACAUGGUCAUCUGUGAGAUGGCUACUGGCACCAUGGCCCUUUCUGUUUACAAGCGCUUCCACAUGUUCCCGUGCAUCAUCCAGAACAACCCUCUGUUCUUCUCACGCAAACCUGACCCCAAGACUAUCACUCAGACCAAAGUCGUCAGUGCUCACCUGGAUACACCACAGGCUACACCUGCAAACGGUAAAGGCAGCCACACAGCAACAGCCGCCGAUGAAGAGCAGACGCAAACACUUGAAGAGAAGCCCGAGUGUCCUGCAGAGGUACUGGAAAAAGACCCUGUCGAGACAGUGGAGAGCCAGGAGGAGAAAAUAGCCGGCGGAGAAGAAACUGUAGAAGGAAAUGGUUGCGCAGAUGAAAUCCAAAAAGACGAGGUCGCCACUGCCGCGUCUGACUCUUCAGCUGAGCCCGACACCAAACCAGAGGAAGUUAUGGAUACAAACCAGAGUGAGAUGUCUGCUGUUGAAGCUGCUGUGGACAACGAAGAAGAAAAAGUAGAUGUCAGUGUUCCUGAAGCAGGAAAAGACAACAAAGAAGUUUGUGCUCCUGAAACGGGAGAAGAAAACCCUCCCGCUGGUGAAGAGACAGAUUUACCGAGCUCAGAUGGCAUUGCAGCUCCACAAGAUUCAGCCGUGCCAGAGAUGCCGAAGGUCACUCAAGCAAUGGUCAACGCAUUGCUCGUGGAGUGUCGGACAAGACUCCCCCAACAAGCCGACGACACAACAGCUCCCACGUGUGGAGUAAAGGAUGAAACACAACCUAAGGAAGAGCAGAGUGAUGAAAAAGCAGCUCCCACAGAGACAAAGACCUGCACAGAGGAGGAAGAGAAGAAGAAGCAGGAGAGGGAGCGGAAAGAGAAGGACUUGAGAAGGGCCAAACAGAGGAAGGAGAGGGAGAGGAGACCCUGGGACAGGGAGGACAGGAGCAGGCGGGAGAGAGAGUCGGACGACCGAGGCAGGAGAGACAGGGAGAGGCGGGAAAGAGAGAGGCGGGGCAGAAAGAGAGGACAUGAAGACGUGUCAAGGUCAUCUUCCAGGUCAGAGGGAUUCAGGCAGAGCUCGCACAGGGAGGAACGUUACAGUAACUCGGAGGAGGAGAGCAGGAUGGUGGACGAAGAAGCUGAGUUCCCGUUCAACCUGAGUGACUUUGUGACAGUGGAUGAAGUUGGAGACGUCGCCGACCUCCCUGGUUCUCCAUCUGAGGUUGUUCCCAUGGAAACGACAGAGGGAGAGGAAGCUGCUGCCACGUCUGUCCAACAGGAAACUGCACAGGACACGCCCAUGGAGGUAAGCACAGAAACGUCAGUGACGGUUGCCAUGGUGACUCCAGUGGAGGAGUCUGAGUCUGCAGCCGAGUGUUCAGACAGUUCAGCACCGUCGCAGUUGCCGCCUGAGGAUGUCAUCGCCACCGAUGACGUUUUUGCAGCUGCAGUGUCGUCCGACUCGGCGGCCGCCCGCGACAAUUCUCCUCCCACUCAAACAGAAGCACCUGACUCUGAAACAACGUUAACCACAGAGAGCCAACAGCCUCCCGUUCCUGCCUCUGCAGCUUCAGCGAACCCACUGGACUCUUCUGAUCCUUCAUGGACCGGCCCAGCAGCCGUGACUGCUCACGGGGAUGAAGAGGAGGAGGAGGAGGAGAAGAAGGAGGAAGAGGAGAGUGCUGUCAGUGUCAGCCAGACUCUGGAGGACAGGGUGGUCGUUGAGUCAAAAAAAACACAAGAAGAGGAGAAGAUGAACAAGGAGACAGAAGAUGCUUCUGUAGAGGCAGAGUCAGGAAAGCACGAGAAUUCCACGCACACCACACACACACAGGAGAAGAGUGAGAAGAAGACGAUUCAGGCCAUCAUCAGCGACUCCUCCCUCCCUCCAUUUGACCCAAAGAACCCUGUUGGUCUGGAGUUCUUGGUUCCAAAGACAGGUUUCUUCUGUAAACCGUGUAAUCGAUUCUUCAGCGGGUCAAAGGAAGCAGAAAUCAGCCACUGUAAAACCAUCAAACACUACGACAACCUCAAGAAAUACUUGGAGACGAUGAAGACGACGACGACGGUGAAAGUGUCCGUCAAACAGACUGACUCCAGCUGAAUGAAUGAAACACUGACUGAAUCAGUUCAUUGCUUUUCUGUUUCUCUCUCAAAGGUCCAGAGUCUCACCGCGGUGUCGAUUCAGUCCGUUUUUAAAUAUACGGACUUUUGACAUUUUUUUUUUCACCUGUACAUUGAAUAGAAUUGAGUUUCGCUGCUCAGUGAGAGACGUCAGUUCAGUCAAUAAAAUGUCUUCAAUUACCAAAA